Paramecium sonneborni is the source of this 204-nucleotide messenger RNA. The record is from the annotation of a GenBank genome assembly. NCBI's taxonomy places the organism in Eukaryota, Ciliophora, Oligohymenophorea, Peniculida, Parameciidae.
CAAAGAGAGCUAAUGAUGAAAAAGUAUGAAAUGAAGGUGAUGAACAAAGAAAAUACCAAUUGGAGAAUUUGAAUUUGUAUUUAAUGGAUGGUGUAUUAAGGCACGCGAAGAAAUGGGUUUAUCAGAGUAGAAUAAAAUAAGAUUAGAAAAAUAGUUAAUAUAAGAAUAAAAAUUUUAUUUUUUUGAUGAUGAGAGUAAUUUGAU